Salvia splendens (bonfire salvia) is the source of this 1796-nucleotide messenger RNA. RefSeq names its product translation initiation factor eIF-2B subunit beta. NCBI's taxonomy places the organism in Eukaryota, Viridiplantae, Streptophyta, Magnoliopsida, Lamiales, Lamiaceae. Gene Ontology annotation, molecular function: translation initiation factor activity; guanyl-nucleotide exchange factor activity. Gene Ontology annotation, cellular component: eukaryotic translation initiation factor 2B complex. The transcript is spliced from 10 exons. Gene Ontology annotation, biological process: translational initiation. The record is from RefSeq and is a predicted model, not a curated record. Bases 177 to 1418 code for a protein of 413 amino acids.
CCCGACCCAACCGAUAAACCCUUUGCAACGUUUCAGUUUCACCAUCUCCUUCAACAAUCCCAAUUCCAUCCGACGCAAGUUUUUGAUUCAAUUCCUUAAACCCAAAUUAUCCCCUGAUUCAGCAACUACAUCAUUUUUUUCCCUUUUUUACUGGCGUUAUCUUACCCGACGGAAUCAUGCCGGACGUGCAUUCCCUCGUGAAUGAGUUCGUAAUCAAGCUCCAAAAACGCCAAAUUGAGGGAUCCAAGACGACGGCAAAGCUCACUGCGGAAUUGCUCCGUUCGUUCAUAUCUCAAUUGAGGCUGCCGCACAGUAACCAAGCUGGGGCUCUCAUUGAUGCCGUGAAGGAAGUUGGCGAGAAGCUCAUCACUGCUAAACCUGUUGAAUUGGCUGUUGGAAAUGUUGUCCGCCGUGUUCUACAUAUUAUACGCGAAGAAGAUCUUUCUAUUACUAAUGCUGCUGUUGGUGGGCUGAAUUUAGCAUCUGAAAGUGAUGAUGAUGACGGCAACGACGAAUAUGAUCAUCCAGUUCUUUCAGCUUCUGCUGUAGCUGCCGCUGCAAGAAGUGCUUUAAGGCCACCUUCAUUACAGACUCUACUUGAUGAUAUGCCUCAUUCAGCAGCCAAUCCUCAUACGUCUUCUUCUGGGGGUGAUUCUGAAGGCAAAAGCAAAUCUGCUGAUUCAUUGAGGCGGAAACUGAAACAUGAUGUCAUUGAGGCGGUUAACGAACUAAUUCAAGAAAUUUCCACUUGCCACGAACAGAUUGCUGAACAAGCAGUGGAACAUAUACAUCAUAAUGAGGUGAUCUUGACACUUGGCAGCUCACAGACAGUAAAAGAGUUUCUACUCGCUGCAAAGGAAAAAAAUAGGUCAUUCCGUGUAUUUGUCGCUGAAGGUGCUCCAAGAUAUCAGGGGCAUGCUUUUGCAAAAGAACUGGCUUCCAGUGGCCUUCAAACUACGGUUAUUACCGAUUCUGCAGUUUUUGCCAUGAUUUCCCAUGUCAAUAUGGUUAUAGUGGGAGCACAUGCCGUCAUGGCUAAUGGUGGUGUUAUAGCUCCUGUGGGGUUGAAUAUGGUUGCCUUAGCAGCUAAAAGGCAUGCUGUUCCUUUUGUUGUCCUCGCUGGAGUUCAUAAGUUGUGCCCUCUAUACCCUCACAACCCAGAGGUCCUACUGAAUGAACUGAAGUCUCCAUCUGAGUUGUUGGACUUUGGAGAAUUCUCAGAUUGUUUGGAUUUUGGGAGUGGCAGUGGUUCACCUCUUAUUCAUGUCGUGAAUCCUGCAUUUGAUUAUGUGCCGCCGGACCUUGUUAGCCUGUUUAUUACAGACACUGGUGGUCACAAUCCUUCCUACAUAUACCGGCUCAUUGCUGAUUUUUACUCUCCUGACGACUUGGUAGUGCGACGGAAAUCAGCUUCUUGAAGAUCGCCUUUUACUAACUAUGCUCUAAAACAUGUUGUGGAAUCUAAAACUUAGCAGAUUGGGGAAAGUAUGGAAGUCAAGCAGGGAUGGGAAAAGGGUUGCUGUAGUAGAUUCUUUUGUGGAAACAACUGAUUUAAGAGGGAGAGGAGAAAAUACUGGUUAGAAUUAAUACGUCGUAAAUUAAUGAUCAUGCUUUGCUAUGAUGAAGUGCAUCGCCAAAGGUUGAGUGGCACGUCUAAGUUUUGCAUGUCUAGGCACAUUCCUUGAUGAGCAAAACAUGCCUUCUUACUUCUAAUUAACCGUGUAACUGAGUGAGAGUUUAUUUGCGUAUGAACAUCAUGACUUUUCCUCUUGAGAUAUGAAGAUAUCAUUUGUCCA